GUGUGUGUGUGUAUGUGUGUGUGUGUGUGUGUGUGUGUGCCCAGGACAGCGUGCUUGAACCUCAAUUGGAUAAAUUGGAUAUAAGCACAAAAAUCAGUUAAUGACAAGAUCGCUUAGUAAAACGGGGUCGUGGUCGCAAAGUAUAUACAUUUAACGUUUUUAAGCAGCUCAAAAGUGACGAAGUCUAGGUGCCGCGAAACUGCAGGUAGUGUAUUUAAUAAUGUAUGGUACGGGUUUUAUCGGUUUGUAACAAGUUUUAAUGAUCUCAACUAGUCUCACAUUCGUCGGCCUUCCGUCUGUUUUAGCGCCAGGAACGGUUAAUCUCCUAUCAGACGAGUUGGCGGGUUCUUGUACUUUUAAACACGAUAACUGGUGACGCAUGAAAACACACUACGUGUGGAAUCGCUUCAACACCCCCUCGUCCUUCACACGUGGUUGGGUAACAUUACUUGUUAAGCGGUACUAAACGUAAGCGAUCAGUGCAAGCAGACGACAGUUACGGUAUUCGUAAACUCAUGCAGUACACUGCAUAUUGGAUAUUACCUGGACAGAUAUUAUCAAAAUGCAAAUAUUUAAUGGGUGUGUUAUCACAACAGAUGUUACGAUGCACUUACGGCUAAAGAGAUUACAAGUGUAUUUGGAUGAUGUCCAGAUGAAUCGACAGAAUGUAAUCAAACAUAUUCAAGAUCGAUAACCGAGGAGUUAUGCUUUCUCUGAAUGCGAUUCUUGGAUUAUCUUUCUUAAUGGCGGUUUUCGGAUCCAUCUUACUAAGUUUGUUGAUAUGUGUUCAGGACUUCUUCAAAACGAGAUUCUCACUCCCGAAACUCUACUACAGAGAUUGCACGCUGACGAGUCACUUGCUCAAAAAGUGUCGUCUGCGCGAGCGACUCUUUUGUCCUCCAUUUUGGCUGAGUAACUCUCACGUGCAGACGAUACUUUCCGCCAUUUUACCCUCAGCAGACGUGACGUUUGAUCGGGAAUACCUACAAAUGAGGGACAAGGGAGUUAUUGCGCUUGACUGGGUGGUGAGCGUCCAGCCAAUCAUCAAGAAGAAGAGGACGAUUCUCUUGAUUAUCCCUGCAAUCACUAGUGAUGCCGUGAGUGCCAGUGCCUUGUGUCACCUUGCCGCUCAGCGCGGGUUUAAAUCCGUGGUGUUCAACCGUCGAGGUCACGGCGGAAGUGUCCUCACGACUCCAAAGCUCCAGAGUUCCGGAGACCCCGUCGAUCUCAGACAAGCGGUUAAAUAUAUCAGAUUGAAAUUUCCAAAGUUCAAACUGGCAGCCGUGGCGUAUGGCACGGGCUGUGGAUUACUGAUAUCAUACCUCGGCGAGUUCGGGUCGUCUUCGUUGAUUUCCGUAGGAGCCUGCGUCUCGCCUUGUUACGAAGCCUCCGAGCGGUUCUCCAAUUCCAUGCAUAGUAUAUAUGAUUACCUCUUCUUGUUUAAGCUGAAGACAGUGUUGUGUUCUCACGCCACCGCUCUUUCCCAGGUGGUGGACCUCAAUAAAGCGCUACAGGCGUGGAAUUUUCACACCUACGAGGAGUUGGUGUACUGCAAGAUGUAUGGAUUCGAAAGUAUGGAGGAAUUCUGGGAAAGGAAUAAUCCCAUUCGAGAUGUUGACGACAUAUCAGUGCCUGUUUUGUGCAUAAAUAGUCUCGACGAUCCGUUUUACGCGGAAAGUGGCAUUCCAUACGAUAUAUUUAAAUAUUACCCGAACUUCCUUCUCGUUGCUACUGAUCGUGGUGGUCAUUGCGGAUUUGUAGAAAAUCUCUCUUCGCAGUCCUGGGCAGACAAGCUUUCGCUGGAUUACAUUGAUGCAGUCUUUGAAUUUACAACCAAAGGUUACACUGUAAACAACAGAGGCAAAGUCCGCUCAACUAUUUAAUUCCAAUUUACAUAAUUCUGUUCGGAGUGAGUUAUGAUAUGUUCUCAUGCGUUGAUAACAAAUUAAGCUGAAUGUACAUUCCAGAUGCCUAUGCAUUCUGUUAAUGCAUAAUAUUCUUAGGAGUUCGUGAUGUUACAACUCGAAACCUCAAACUCCAACUCAGCAAGUAACACAGGACCGAAGCUUAGAUUACAAACUCACCAUAAAAGCCACUUUACAAUCUGUACCUUAAAUCCAGUGUAGAUAUAGGCACCGUUUUACGAAGCGAUCUUAGCGCUAAGAUCACCUCAAGUGCAUACGGUAUAGUCAAGUAUUCUUAGCGCUAAGAUCACCUCAAGUGCAUACGGUAUAGUCAAGUAUUUUUAGAGCUAAGAUCACCUCAAGUGCAUAAGGUAUACAUGGGCGUACAUAGGAUUUUGAAAAGGGGGGUUCCAAAAUAGAUUGCAGAGAUAUUGGGCAUAUAUUUCUAUGUUGAGUUUUGAAAA
Gigantopelta aegis is the source of this 2368-nucleotide messenger RNA. Its product is annotated as protein ABHD15-like. The record is from RefSeq and is a predicted model, not a curated record. The coding region runs from base 705 to 1883 and encodes 392 amino acids. Gene Ontology annotation, molecular function: monoacylglycerol lipase activity; short-chain carboxylesterase activity. The transcript has 2 exons. Lineage: Eukaryota; Metazoa; Mollusca; Gastropoda; Neomphalida; Peltospiridae.